AUCGGUGAAGAAAGAAGAACCGGCAAAAUUACCGGUCGCGGCGGGUGCGCCAAAUAUUGCGGCAACGCACCUACAUCCGGCAACAUUUCGUUCUCCAGCUUCCGCCAAUCUUUCACCUCAAAUGUCAAUUACUUGAAACGAAGAUUCUCGUCGGGAGACCUCAGCUCGGAGCUAGAUGACGACGAUACCAGCUCCGGGCUGACCUCCGUCAGCCAGCAGGACGCAGUGCCGUCCUAUCAGGGCACCGCCUCCUCCGAGAGGCCCCUGCAGUCCCAACCGACACCCGCGCCACCCCCCAGCCAGCCUCCGGUCCCCGGAGCACCACCCUCGGGGGCACAGCAGCCUGCAGGAGGCGACCUGAGUCUCAAUCUGCGCCCCGGAUCGCGGACCACCAGCGCCCCUUCAUCCCCAGCUAAAACCAGGGAGAGUCUUUUGCAGAGGGUUCAGAGCCUGACAGGAGCUGCUCGUGACCAGGGUGCUUCGAUCUUGGGCGCCGCGGUUUCUGGAGCAACGCGCGGUCCUUCCUACAACAAGGAUCGCUGCUUCACUCUGCUAGUGGUGGACGACCAGAACACCGAUUGGAGUAAAUACUUCCGAGGACGUCGGCUCCAUGGAGACUACGAGAUCCGGGUUGAGCAAGCCGAGUUCCGGGAGCUUUCGCUCACCGCAAGCGAGGCGGGAACGAUCGUCUCCAUGGCGGUAUUUCGAAACGGCACAAAAGUGAUUCGAUCCUUCAAACCAGACUUCGUGCUGGUUCGUCAAAAUCUCCGCGACGCUGGCGAAGAUUACAAGAACUUGUUACUAGGAUUGAUGUACGGGGGUGUUCCGAGCGUCAACAACUUGACGGCCAUCUACAACUUCCAGGACAAACCGUGGGUCUUCGCGCACCUGCUUGGGCUGCAGCGCCAUUUGGGACGAGACAACUUCCCACUUAUCGAGCAAACCUAUUAUCCCAACCACCGCGAAAUGGUGACUGCCUCGAAGUAUCCAGUCGUGGUGAAGCUCGGACACGCGCACGGGGGAGUCGGAAAAGCUCGUGCAGAGACCAGCCAGGAAUUCGCAGAUCUUGCAUCACUCGCAGCCUUGUCGAACGCGUACGCAACGGCAGAGCCUUACAUCGACACGAAGUACGACGUCCACCUGCAGAAGAUCGGGAACAACUACAAAGCCUUUAUGCGCAAAAGCAUUAGCGGUAAUUGGAAGUCCAACACUGGAUCAGCGAUGCUGGAACAGCUGGCAGUCAUCGAUCGAUAUCGAGCAUGGGUGGAUCAAGUUUCUCAGCUGUUCGGAGGUUUGGAUAUUUGCGCCAUCGAGCUGGUCGUUGGCAAGGACGGACGCGAGUUCAUCAUUGAGGUAAAUGACAGCGCUUUGUCUCUGAUGGGCGACUCUCAGGAGGAAGAUCGACGCCAUAUCGCUGACCUCGUCACUUCAAAGAUGCAGGCUUGCUGUCGAUUGCCGAGCGCACUCACCAAGACCACAUCUCGAGGCUCGGUUUCCAGCACGAGCCAGGCGACAAGUCCCGUUGACGAACGACCGGCUCCGUUACCGCCAACCAUGGCUUCGCAUGGGAGUAUGAGCUCCAUGACGAGCAUGGGCAGCGUUGGAUCGAUGGGUUCGACAACAGCCCUUGCCGGCGACGUCACCACUUCUGACAGCCAUCAUCAACUUCAGCGUCGUGAUUCUCAAGCAUCGCAGUCGAGCACCGUGAGUAGCGCUCCAUCGGUUGGUCGUCGUCCAGAGGACCCACCUCUAUCUCGAGUACCGUUCCACCGUCAGGGUAGUCAAACGCAGGUACAAGGCGAGGAUACCGAGGACACGAUGAAGAAUCUACGGAAAACUUUUGCUGGAAUUUUCGGUGAUAUGUAAGGUAUUGUUACAGAUAUGCGACAACGACGGUGCGCAUUCGAUCAAGCAUCAUCAGGCGGUAAUAUUGUAAGAAGCGGAGGAGAAAGAAUUGAUGGGUUAGGGACAGGGGGGGGGGGGGAUGGGGGGAUGCGAUUCGGACGUACUCCCGGAUGUCAUGCCGUACCAAUUAUCAGGAAGAAGAUGGAAUGAAAUGAUGAUGAGUGGUGAAGUUUUUUUUCUUAUUUUUUAUUUUCAUUUUAAUUCUCCGCGUAAAUAUUGCCGGAAUUUUAUAACAACGGAACAACGUUUUCGGUGACUUAUCCUGGUGUACUGCUUGAAGAUACGAGAGAUCAAAAAUAUGAAGUUGAAAAAAACAAACCAAUACUAAUAAUAAUAAUAACGGUAACAAUAAUAUUGCUAAUAAUAAUGAUAAUAAUACAAGUAAUGAUAAUAACAUAAAUAAAAAUAAAGUAAAGAAUAUCUAAGGCAGAGGAAGAUGUUGUGGUAAACGUGCUUGGGGAAAUUGACGUAAUUUUAUCAUUUUAUGUUUUCGUUUUUCCGGCAAGAGAGAAAAUAAAAUAAGAAAUUGAAAAAAAGUAGGGAAAAAAUUUUAAUAUUGCCAAGGCAUUUAUAUCAUUUGCUGUUGCGAGCUUGUUGUAAUCGUUAUAAGUAUAGUUGCGUGAAAAAUCAUGGCCUAUAAAAGGGUCAUUCCAUGUAAAUUCAACGACGUUUCGACGGUGACCGUCUUAGAUUUUUAUGAUUUUUUAAUAUGUUUUUAUACAUAUAGAAAGAAAUCCUCAGCUAAAUUUUUAGCUCUUUAUCUCUC
Neodiprion fabricii is the source of this 2671-nucleotide messenger RNA. It is a transcript of the gene Syn, whose product is annotated as synapsin. NCBI's taxonomy places the organism in Eukaryota, Metazoa, Arthropoda, Insecta, Hymenoptera, Diprionidae. The annotation marks the transcript as partial. Gene Ontology annotation, molecular function: metal ion binding; ATP binding. The transcript is spliced from 9 exons. Gene Ontology annotation, cellular component: synaptic vesicle membrane; synaptic vesicle. Gene Ontology annotation, biological process: neurotransmitter secretion. The record is from RefSeq and is a predicted model, not a curated record.